CACCACCUAACCCAGCAGCUCACUGCCUAGGCGUGCUUAAAUAAGGAGGACAGCCUAGGGUGUGUACCAGCUCAUCGUCAAUCGAAAGCAGAUCGAACCCAAGAAUAUCAUCAUCCGUUAGCCGUCGCCACCACCACCAGUCCAGCACCAUGGCAGCGCCCCCCUCCUCCGUGUCCGUCAGGGCCGGCGCGUCCGUCUCGGCGAAGCUGACCCCUCGCCAGGCCGCGAGGGCUGGGUUCGGUGGCAGGGUCAGCGUCAGCUCGGGCAGGAAGUGCGGCGGCCCCGUGCGGGCGUCGCUCUUCUCGCCCAAGCCCGCUGUGGCCAUGGACGCGAGGCCGACCAAGGUGCAGGAGCUGCACGUCUACGAGCUCAACGAGCGCGACCGCGAGAGCCCCGCGUACCUCCGGCUGAGCGCCAAGCAGAGCCAGAACGCGCUCGGCGACCUCGUCCCCUUCACCAACAAGGUGUACAACGGGAGCCUGGACAAGCGGAUCGGGAUCACGGCGGGGAUCUGCAUCCUGAUCCAGCACGUGCCGGAGCGCAACGGCGACCGCUACGAGGCCAUCUACAGCAUCUACUUCGGCGACUACGGCCACAUCGCCGUGCAGGGGCCCUACCUCACCUACGAGGAGUCCUACCUCGCCGUCACCGGCGGCUCCGGCGUCUUCGAGGGCGCCUACGGCCAGGUCAAGCUCAACCAGAUCGUCUUCCCCUUCAAGAUCUUCUACACCUUCUACCUCAAGGGCAUCCCCGACCUGCCAAAGGAGCUGCUCUGCGCGGCGCCCGUCCCGCCCUCCCCCACCGUCGAGCCCACGCCCGCCGCCAAGGCCACCGAGCCACACGCAUGCCUCAGCAACUUCACAGACUAGCUACCUUAGCUUAGCCCAAAAUAUCUAUUAUUGCUCCUGCUAGUAGUUGAACUUGCGUGCGUGUGUUGCAACUUCACCGACUAGCUAGCUCUAGCAGUCUAGCUAGGCAGCCCAAAAUAUAUCUAUGUACGACCAAUUCCUUGUACCAGUGUUGAAUGAAUGUCCUUGCAACGGUGGAAUAAUUUCAAGUACGGAAACUUGAUUUCUUUCUCAAUAAAACAUUCAUAUUUGUUA
Messenger RNA from Aegilops tauschii subsp. strangulata, 1103 nucleotides. RefSeq names its product allene oxide cyclase, chloroplastic. Gene Ontology annotation, molecular function: allene-oxide cyclase activity. NCBI's taxonomy places the organism in Eukaryota, Viridiplantae, Streptophyta, Magnoliopsida, Poales, Poaceae. Gene Ontology annotation, biological process: jasmonic acid biosynthetic process. The record is from RefSeq and is a predicted model, not a curated record.